This is a messenger RNA of Microthlaspi erraticum, 1056 nucleotides long. The record is from the annotation of a GenBank genome assembly. NCBI's taxonomy places the organism in Eukaryota, Viridiplantae, Streptophyta, Magnoliopsida, Brassicales, Brassicaceae.
AUGGUUGAAGGUAUAUUGUCCAAGGCAUUUUGGUUUGUUGCUGCCACCGUGUUUGCAGCAGCUACGGUAGUUCACGGUCAACAAGCGCCGUGUUUCUUCAUCUUCGGAGACUCAGUGUUCGAUAGUGGCAACAAUAAUAACUUGCAAUCCAAGGCAAAGGUCAAUUUCCCACCUUACGGUAUUGACUUUCCAAAAGGCCCGACCGGCCGGUUUAGCAAUGGUCGUACUAUCCCAGAUCUUAUCGGUGAACUAUUGGGUUUUAAAGAUUUUAUUCCGCCAUUCAGCGGAGCAUCACCGGAACAAGCGCACACAGGGUUGAACUACGCUUCUGGCGGAGGCGGACUUCGUGAAGAAACUAGCGAACACUUGGGUGAUCGAGUCAGUCUAAGCAACCAAGUACUAAAUCACAGGAAGGCGAUAAAGAAAGCGAAAGUACCAUCACAAAGACUGCAACAAUGUCUCUACGUAAUCAACAUCGGAAGCAACGAUUACAUCAACAACUACUUCAUGUCAGAACCCUACAACUCGAGUCGCCGCUUUAACCAUAACCAAUAUGCAUAUUCUCUCAACCUACUCUACCGUGCUCAUUUGAAGACUUUGCACCGUCUAGGAGCGAGGAAGGUAGCACUUUUCGGGAUUACUCAGAUUGGUUGCACACCAAAGGUGAUGUUGUCCCAUGGUGGAGGUAAAGCUUGCGCAAAAGAAGUGAACGAUGCAGUGAGAAUUUUCAAUAAGAACCUCGAUGACCUUGUCAAGGAUUUCAAUAAGAAAGUCAAAGGUGUCAAGUACACCUUCGUUGAUGUUUUCUGCGGUGGAGAUCCCAAAGCAUUCGGCGUUUUAGGUUUUAAAGUUGGAGACAAGAGUUGUUGCCCAGUAUCCCCAGCCCCAGGGGAGGAACUUUGCACACCGAACCAGCAGGUUUGUGCAAACCGGUCUGAAUAUGUUUUUUGGGAUGAUAUUCACAGCACCGAGGCCGUAAAUAGGAAAGUGGCUAAAGGCUCGUUCGAAGGACUCUUAACAAGACCGUACAGCAUCUCCCAGCUUGUGAAGGAAUAG